Molecule: messenger RNA, 555 nt
Organism: Didymodactylos carnosus
Lineage: Eukaryota; Metazoa; Rotifera; Eurotatoria; Philodinida; Philodinidae
Source: the annotation of a GenBank genome assembly
AUGAAGUUUGGCUAUGCCUCUGGCACACUUGUUAAACGUUUUCAUUUUAACGAUAGUAGUAGCGUCGAUACAUUUUCACUAUCAUUUUGGUUCUUUGGACGAGGUGGGCUGCGUAUGUAUUUUACUUUUGAGGAUAACAAACAAGAGGAAGCUUUACGUUUAUGGUUAAGGCUUCGUGAUCAAUCUCUUUUACAGUUCUAUUGUACUGGUAUGAAAUCUACGAGAACGUUACACAAGCAAUUUGUAAAUGGGGAAUGGCAUCAUGUAGGAAUUGUCUACUCGAUGAAUAUGUCAGCAUUAAAGUUUUAUCUAAAUGGUAACCAAAAGUUCAGCGACGAAUUGAUUAGUCGAGGUAUAAAAGCGUUUCCUUCACUGUCGUUAGAGAUAGAAUCGACGUCUCCUAGUUAUGCGGCACCACUGGCUGACGUAGCAGUGUGGUCAAAGGAACUGACAUCGUUUGAAAUUGGUACGAUUUACAGUGAAAAGACGUCGAUUAACAGAGUUCAUUUUGAUGAAGUAAUUUUUCAAAGAUUUGAAUCAAGGAUUAGUGAAUAA